AUGUCUCUACCGUCGACCUGGCGCCAGUUCCAGCUCUUCGACUUUCUUCCCAUCAGAGACCCUAACUAUCAGCUGGAGUUUCCCCUCUUUUCCGAUCCGUCGUUAUCUGCCAUCACCUCGUCACAGUCCUAUAUCGUUUUCGCUUAUCAGAAUGCUUACAUACGACUUAUCGACAAGAAACUGUUGCAGCUGAUAAGGCUGUUCUGUGCUUAUGAUUUAGAAUACAGAAUCACCUUCGCUAAGCCAUUGCUUCACCUGAAUUUGUUGGUGACCUUGGCAGAAGCUCAGGGCAUGCCUGCUGUUAUAAAGGUGUGGGAUCUCAACAAGAUUACUCAAUUGAGCCCGAGCACAGUCAACGACGACGAUGCUAUGAAACACAAGUUUGUUACGAAAGUUCUUGUUCACGAGGGAGACAACUCCUACCCUGUUUCGUGUUUUGCUUUCAACGAUUCGUUGACAUGUGUCGCAAUCGGCUACACCAACGGUAAGGUCAUUCUUGUCCGAGGCGAUAUGCUCAGGGAUCGAGGGGCGAAGCAGAGAGUCAUCUAUGAAAGUAUUGAUCCCAUUACGGGCAUCCACUUUAACAGAUUCGAGGAGAUCAUCUACGUUACUACAAUUUCGAAAGUUCUCACAGUUCUCACGACAGGAAGAAACCAGGGCAAGCCUCAUCGCGUGUUAUCGAAGAACCAGGGCGUUGACCUUGACUGCUCUGAUUUGGAAUAUCGGUCAUCGAAGUUGAUCACGGGUAACACCGAGGACUUGAAGUUCUUCAACCAUGUGAGCAGAUCUAGCGUCAUCAAUUUCAAUGUUCCAAAAAAGAAGAUUCUCCGUCUUUUCAAAGACUACUUAUUGAUAGUGUGUCCAAUUGAGGAGACAAGCGAUGGUGGUACCUCCAAAACACUCACCCGUUUGCUUAUCUUGGACCUAAAAAACAUGCAUAUUUCUUUCAGUUUGACCAUUCCCAACCUGACCAUUUCCCAUGUGUUUGCCUCUAACAACGACAAUAAUGUCUUUUUGCUUUCCACAGAUGGUGUUUUGUACAAGCUUCAUGAAAAGCCAAUCAACCAGCAAUUGGAAACGAUUUUGCAACGAGAACUUUUCAGCAUUGCACUCAACCUCGCUGCACAAAAUCAACUUGACGACUCAACUCUUUUGAGAAUCUACAGACUUUUUGGUGAUCAUCUUUAUGAAAAAGGAGAUUUCGACGGCGCGAUCGACAAGUACAUUCAAUGUCUUCGAUUCUACAGUAAAGAGUCAACUAAAAGAGACGAUGCGGACGAUGACAACAUGGAUGAUUUCAUCAUUAGUGUUGUGAUGGGUUUCAAGCAAGUCUCCAACAUACAAAACAUGACCAGCUUCUUGGCUGAAUUGCACAAGUUGGGCUUGGCCGAUAGCGACCAUGUCACAUUGCUAGUUUGUUGUUAUUGCAAACUCAAGAUGACGAAAGAGAUCGAUAAUUUCAUUGCUGAAAUCAAACCCGAGGGCGAGAAACAAACAGACAGUAAGUCUAGACUUGACUACGACUCCUUGAAUUAUUCGCUUUUCAUAAAUCUUUUCAAAGAAUGCGGCUAUUAUCAUCAAGUUACCCAACUAUUGUUGAAGCUUGAUCGACCACAUACUAUUGUGGACAUACAGUUAAAUGAUCUCGGCCAGCAUGAAAAGUGUAUCACCUAUAUCAGGUCCUUACCUGUUGACGAAUUACUUCGAAUUCUUAUCGACUUCCUGGAGGCGCUUCUCAGGUACAAACCCAUGGAAACCACAGAACUUUUGAUCAACGUCUUCACUGGUCAAUACAAACCCGACAAGAAGCUGGACUUUUUUGAGAACUCUCAUGUCGCAGCAGAUGUGGUUGAACAAAAAUCCAACCCUGCAAUCUCCUCUUACGGGGCUUUUUUGAACUAUCUCGCUGGGUCAACGACGGAGCAGGCUAAUGGAGCAGAUGAAGUUCAGAUUGAUGAGCCCACUUACUUACCUCCAAGACCAAGCCUUGUUUUCCACUGCUUUAUUGGUCACGAACGCGAGUUUGUUGUGUUUCUUGAAGCAUGUCUUCAAACCUUCGAUAAGUAUCAGGGCAAUGUGAACGACAAGCAGGACUUGCUCAUUACCUUGUUUGAGAUUUAUCUCUCGAUGGCUUCAAAAGAUCAACAGCAGGCUAGUGAUUGGAACGAAAAGGCAAAAACCUUACUCAUCGAGAAUAAGGAUCUCAUUGACAAGUCAAAGGCCUUGUUGAUCUCGCACAUGUACUACUUCGAGGACGGUAUCAACAUUGUCAACGAGACAAAUGAAAACUUUGAGGAAUCGCUAUUCCGGUCGCGUCAGUUGGAUGGUGAUAUUCAUGGAUGUCUUGAAGUUGUUCACAAGCACGGUGAGAACAAACCAAAAUUGUACGCACUUAUGCUUAAGUUCUUGGGCAAGUCUCAGGAAAAGAUUGACGAUUUACCGAAAAAGGAAUUCCACUUGCUUCUAGAGAAGAUCAAGAAGCAUAGGCUCCUCACGCCAUUGGAAAUUGUCAAAGCCCUAAGUCCGAACCCAAAUGCUACUAUUGGUAUGGUCAGAGACUACUUGAUUGACCAUUUUGAGCAAACCAACAAGCACAUCGACAACAAUGAGAAGUUGAUCUCUUCCUACGAGAAGGACUCCACCAAGAACAGUCUUGCUCUCACUGAACUCACCUCCAACCCAGUGGUUGCGAAUAAUGCAAAAUGCAAUGGCUGCGAGUUGCAUCUCGAGUUCCCUGUGAUCUACUUCAAAUGCAAACAUGCCUACCAUCAGCGUUGCUUGAACGAAAAUACUUAUAUUCCAGAGUCUUCGGAGAAUGGUGACAAUGAUCCAAAGUGCCCGAUCUGUGUCAAUGACUUGAGUUCUUUGGAGGCGGCUCGCGAAAGACAGCUUCACAUGAAGGAGGAAACUGAAAUUUUUGAGCAAGAGCUAAAAGACGCCGACGACAAGUUCAAGGUCAUGUGUGACUACAUUGGUAAAGGAAUCAUGGAGUGA
Candidozyma duobushaemuli is the source of this 2994-nucleotide messenger RNA. It is a transcript of the gene VPS11, whose product is annotated as tethering complex subunit. Gene Ontology annotation, molecular function: protein-macromolecule adaptor activity; protein binding. Gene Ontology annotation, biological process: endosome organization; organelle fusion; vacuole organization. Lineage: Eukaryota; Fungi; Ascomycota; Pichiomycetes; Serinales; Metschnikowiaceae. The transcript has a single exon. The record is from RefSeq and is a predicted model, not a curated record. The coding region runs from base 1 to 2994 and encodes 997 amino acids. Gene Ontology annotation, cellular component: HOPS complex; endosome.